Penicillium odoratum is the source of this 627-nucleotide messenger RNA. RefSeq lists its product as uncharacterized. The record is from RefSeq and is a predicted model, not a curated record. NCBI's taxonomy places the organism in Eukaryota, Fungi, Ascomycota, Eurotiomycetes, Eurotiales, Aspergillaceae. The transcript has a single exon. Bases 1 to 627 code for a protein of 208 amino acids.
AUGCUGGCCCGAGUUUCGUCCAAGAAGGAAACACUUCGAGAUCUGCGCAUUGUACUGUGGAGUCAUACCGAGGACUAUAACAAGUAUAGUCUGUGCAGGUUGAUAGCUUUUAUUGAUGACUGCAUUGGCCAGUUCGGCCAUGAUGAAGCCAAGCAAAUAUUUGGUACCGCGAAUACCGUGGCACGUUCUAUGAAGGCCAUUCGCCGUGCUUGCCUUGGUGAUUCAACGAGGGUAUCGGAUCGACAUGAGAACUACCGUAGGGACCCCUUCCCAGGACAUGCAGAACAGAUUAAGCCAAGCCCGACGUCUCAAUUGCGCCGCCUUCAACCUGAAGUUGCAAAAAGUGGCGUUCAACGGGCAGAUGUUGCCGAUCAGCUUGAUGAGAUUAUUGGAAUAUACAGAGGGCUUGGUUGGGAUCGAUAUGAGAUGGAUAAAGUGGUUCUAGAAGCGAUCGUUGACCCCCUGGACCUUUCCAAGAAAAGGCCCCGGUCGAAUGAAAUCCCCAAACGUGAUGGAAUCGUCGGCUGUCCAGAGAACUUUAAUCAUAAAAUGUUUGAGACCUGCACUGAUGAGCUAGAUGACGAUACUCUUGCUGUUGAAAGCCAUCAGUCUUGGUACAGAGAGUAA